This is a messenger RNA of Pseudophryne corroboree (corroboree frog), 1742 nucleotides long. RefSeq names its product beta-1,3-galactosyltransferase 2-like. The record is from RefSeq and is a predicted model, not a curated record. The transcript has 2 exons. The coding region runs from base 372 to 1490 and encodes 372 amino acids. Lineage: Eukaryota; Metazoa; Chordata; Amphibia; Anura; Myobatrachidae. Gene Ontology annotation, cellular component: Golgi membrane. Gene Ontology annotation, molecular function: N-acetyl-beta-D-glucosaminide beta-(1,3)-galactosyltransferase activity.
UGGUACUGGGAAUAACUUCUGAUGAAGCUGGGUAGCCGUGCCCAGGGAAAUGCGUCAAGCUUCUACUUCUGCCUACAUAUUGUAUCUGAUUACCAAGGAUCCUGAUAUGGACUAUUGAUAAACUGCUUCUGGUGAGCUCUGGACACCUGAUCCUGCCUAUUACAGCAUACAAUUGGAUACCCAGUGGAUAUCGCACAGCAAGCAUGCAUGCUGACUGAGAGACUGUGUCUGGACUCCACACAAUACAUGAUUAGGGAUGAUUGAAGAGAAUUGAAGGAAAAUAGCUCUACAUGGACAGCUACAGAAACAAACAUUACAAUAAUUAAUGACAACAAGCAUAAACUGGUGCAGUGCUUUUGAUUUAUUUUAUCAUGCUUCAUUUGAAACAGACAAAUUGCUACUUAUUCAGGAACAAGACUUUUAUCCUCAUAUUCUUCCUGUUCUCAGCUCUUCUUAGUUUGACAUUACUUAUCCUAAGUAAUUACUGCUGGGUUUCUCUGGGAGGCUUUAGUCCAUGCUAUCCUGUUCCGUUAAUGAAUGUUAAAAGAAAUAAUUCUGUAAAGCUGGAUAAUCCAUAUCUUGAAAAAACACUAAACGGAUCCAGUAACUCUUCAUUUACUACAGUUGUGGUGCUAAAAACUAAUUCAUCUGGUGAAUCUCUGGAAAUGCUGCAGAGAUAUAAGUACACAAUAAAUGAACCUAAUAAAUGUAAAGAACAUGUUCCAUUCCUUAUUCUGCUUGUGACUGUGGAAAGAUGGCAGAAUAAGGCUCGACAAGCUAUAAGACAAACUUGGGGAAAAGAGGAUUUUGUAUUUGGGGUCAAGAUAUUAAGGCUAUUUUUAUUGGGCCAUGACAAGAAGUUAACUAUUGAUUCUGAACACGCUCUUAUGAAUGAAAGUCAGGAAUAUCAUGACAUUAUCCAACAGGAUUUUUUAGACACCUACCAUAACCUAACCAUUAAGGUAAUGAUGGGUUUCGUAUGGGUAGCCACAUACUGUCCACAAGCCACAUAUGUAAUGAAGACAGACAGUGACAUGAUUAUUAAUACAGAAUAUUUAGUAAACAAGCUUUUGAAACCAGAUCAACCUCCAAGAACUAAUUAUUUCACUGGAUGCUUAAUGGAAAAUCAACCUCCCAUACGUGACAAAAACAGUAAAUGGUAUAUGCCACCAGAUAUUUACCCAGAGAAUAAAUAUCCCCCAUUUUGUUCUGGGACUGGCUAUGUAUUCUCUGGAGAUCUAAUACAGAAGAUAGUCAAUAUCUCCCCAAUCAUUAGAUGGCUACCCCUAGAGGAUGUGUACAUCGGACUUUGCCUUGAUAAAUUGGGAGUAAAGCCUGUAGCUCCACCAAAACACACUGAUUUCAAUGCCUGGAGAGUUACAUACUCAGACUGUACAUAUAACCAGAUUGUAACAUCACACAUGUGGAGUCCUGAGGAUAUAAUACUUAAAUGGAACAGCCUACAACAAAACAAACAUCUUUGUGUCUAAAUAACAAAAUAUGAAACGGUUAAGUAGCAAUUUAAAGUGUUAAAAUGCAGAAAGAAAGGACUCACGUUAAAGUUUUGUAAUUUGCACACUUCCUUUUGUCUAACACUAUCUAACAGGAAAAUGUGCAUGUCUUGUAAUUCUUGUUUAAACAAAUUCAUCAGGUCUCUAUCAAGAAGACGGUAGGUCAUGACAUCAGACAGUUGUUUCUUAAUUUCAUCAAUGUAUUUGAUGGUAGCCUGGAUGACAAGGGCA